This is a messenger RNA of Rotaria sp. Silwood2, 432 nucleotides long. The record is from the annotation of a GenBank genome assembly. Lineage: Eukaryota; Metazoa; Rotifera; Eurotatoria; Philodinida; Philodinidae.
AUGCGUUGGGGUAUUCAGGAGCAUGCAGCUGAUGACCACUCUACUGUAGACUUAUGCCUACAAGAAUUAGAUCAAUGCUGUCGUCUUUCAUUGGCAACGAGUUGUGUUAUUCUAUUGAGCCAUCGAUAUGGAGGUCGAAUGCUGCCAGCACGCAUCAAACAGUCCAUUUUUGAAGCUCUUGCAAAUGUUCUCUCUAUUGAAGAUAAUGCUUACAUCAAUCAAUUUUAUCAACUAGAUAAAAAUCCACUUGAACAUGUCUAUGUUCUUCGAUCUAUUGAUCCAGCUGCAAAAAAGGAAUGGAAAGCAUCUGAGGUACAACUGCAACAGAUCUUACGUUGCGCUUCUGAUCUCUGCAUACAAAUGAAGGCAAUCAGUGAAGAUGAAAGAAAUGAAUUUCAUGUUUCAGGUAAGUUUCUCUGCAAGGGUUUUUAA